AGGGAGUAAGAAGUAAAAAAAAAAUAAAAAAAAAAAAGUGUUGCGAGUAUUUACUAUUUAAACGAUAGACAUUUAUGGUUUCUACUUUCUAGCGGUUCGUGCCAAAUUGCAAGGUUCAAAUGUAAGAAUAUUUGUGUGCUUUCAAGACGACAAGGCAAGCAACAGAAACGCAAAGGAGCAGCAAGGCAGACAAACAGUCAUCAGUCUCUCUCUCUCUCUUCACACUAGCCCUGCAAUUUGCGCGCGCAAACCAGGGUUUCAAGAAAAAAACAGCGAAAAAGCUGGGAAUUCACAUGUACAGGUUAACAAUGAAAGCGGUUGCUAGUUCAAUGCCGCUGUCACUUCCAAAAUGGCGCUCAGUUGUUCUUCUUCUACCUUCUUCACUCCACAGUUGCUCGUCUCUUCGUUCUUCUUCACUCCCAAUUUGCAGAAGCAGACAGAGUGAAGGAGUGCAAUAUUACAGAGAUAAAGAAGCUCUGAAAGGAACAACUAGGAAAAACAAGAAAGCUAAAGAAUGGAAAGAUGUUCUGAGCGAAAAGGACAAUUCCCAUGUUUUCUGGUGGAAAGAGAAAUUAGGUGCAUGCAGGAAACCUUCAACAGUUCAACUUAUUAAGAGACUUGUCUACUCAAACUUGCUUGGGUUGGAUGUUAACUUGAAAAAUGGGAGUUUAAAAGAAGGGAACCUUAACUGGGAAAUGUUACAGUUCAAGUCAAGGUUUCCACGUGAAGUUCUGCUAUGUAGAGUUGGGGAUUUUUAUGAAGCCAUUGGUAUCGAUGCUUGUGUUCUUGUUGAAUAUGCUGGCUUAAAUCCAUUUGGUGGCUUGCGCACGGAUAGUGUUCCAAGAGCUGGCUGUCCUGUGGUGAAUUUGCAACAAACAUUGGACGACCUGACUCGCAAUGGCUAUUCUGUUUGCAUAGUUGAGGAAGUGCAGGGUCCAACUCAAUCUCGUUCUCGGAAGGGUCGUUUUAUAUCUGGGCACGCCCAUCCAGGAAGCCCAUAUGUAUUUGGCCAUGUUGGGGUUGAUCGUGACCUUGAUUUUCCUGAACCAAUGCCUGUUGUUGGGGUGUCUCGUUCUGCAAAAGGCUAUUCUUUAACCUCAGUCUUGGAGACUUUGAAAACAUUUUCUGUUGAGGAUGGCUUAACUGAAGAAGCCUUAGUCACAAAGCUCCGCACUUGUCACUGCCAUUAUUUGUUUCUCCACAAAUCAUUGAAGCACAACUCUUCAGGAACUUGUCGCUGGGGAGAAUUUGGUGAGGGAGGAUUGCUGUGGGCAGAAUGCAGCUCUCGAUACUUCGAAUGGUUUGAAGGUGACCCCGUCAAAGAGCUUUUGCUCAAGGUGAAGGAGCUUUAUGGUCUCGAAGAUGUUGUUGUAUUCAGAAAUAUAGCCGUUCCUUCUGAAAAAAGGCCCCGUCCUUUACACCUUGGAACUGCCACACAGAUUGGUGCCAUACCAACAGAAGGUAUACCUUGUUUGCUAAAAGUGUUACUUCCAUCAGGUUGCACUGGUUUGCCCCAAUCGUAUGUUAGAGAUCUUCUUCUUAAUCCUCCUGCUUAUGCUGUAGCAGCUACAAUUCAAGAAAUAUGCAAACGCAUGAGCAUUGUGACAUGCUCAAUACCUGAGUUCACAUGUGUAUCAUCUGCAAAGCUUGUCAAGUUACUAGAGCUGAGAGAGGCUAAUCAUAUUGAGUUCUGCAGAAUAAAGAAUGUUGCUGAAGAAAUAUUGCAGUUGCAUGAUAAAUAUGAGCUUCGUGAGGUCCUCGAAUUAUUGAUGGUUCCUACUUCGGUGGCAACUGGAUUGAACCUCGAAUUUGACACACUAGUUAAUGAUUGUGAAUGGGUGUCACGUAGAAUUGGUGAGCUUAUUUCACUAGAUGGUGAACUUGAGCAACAAUUAAGUUCUUUCCCGCAUAUUCCAAGUGAUUUUUUUGAAGACAUUGAAUCUUCUUGGAAAGGGCGUGUGAAAAGAAAGCAUAUGGAAGAUUUUUAUGAAAAAGUUGAUGAAGCAGCCAAGGUCCUUGAUAUGGCGGUAUCGGAGGAUUUUCUACCCAUUAUUUCAAGGAUAAGAGCUUCUAUAGCGCCACUUGGGGAGCCAAAGGGUGAAAUUCUUUAUGCUCGAGAACAUGAGGCUGUUUGGUUUAAAGGAAAGCGGUUUGUACCAUCAGUAUGGUCUGGGACCCCAGGGGAGCAACAAAUUAAACAGCUGAAACAUGCAUUAGAUUCGAAAGGGAAGAAAGUCAGUGAAGAAUGGUUUACCACGACAAAGGUGGAGGAUGCAUUGAUGAGGUACCAUGAAGCUAAUGAAAAGGCUAGAGCCAAAGUUCUUGAACUGCUGAGGGGUCUGUCUGCUGAGUUGCAACAUAAAAUUAAUGUUCUUGUCUAUGCAUCCAUGAUGCUUGUUAUUGCAAAGGCUCUAUUUUCACAUGUCAGUGAAGGAAGGAGAAGGAAAUGGGUCUUUCCUACGCUGGUGGAAUUUAGCAGCUCACAGAAUGGAAAGCUGGAUGGUGAAUCCUUAAGCAUGGAGAUGACUGGUCUAUCCCCGUACUGGUUUGAUAUAGCUCAAGGCAAUGCAGUGUGCAAUACUGUCAACAUGAAAUCAUUAUUCCUUCUAACAGGACCAAACGGAGGUGGUAAAUCAAGUUUAUUGAGAUCAGUCUGUGCAGCCGCUUUACUUGGAAUAUGUGGGUUUAUGGUUCCUGCAGAGUCUGCUUCAAUCCCACAUUUUGAUGCUGUUAUUCUUCACAUGAAAUCCUAUGAUAGCCCUGUUGAUGGGAAAAGCUCUUUUCAGAUAGAAAUGUCAGAGAUGCGUUCACUACUAUCUGCAACAACUUCAAGAAGUCUUGUUCUCAUAGAUGAAAUCUGUCGAGGAACAGAAACAGCAAAAGGAACUUGUAUUGCAGGUAGUAUUGUUGAAACUCUGGAUGCAAUUGGUUGUUUGGGCAUCGUAUCAACUCACUUGCAUGGAAUCUUUGAUUUGCCACUGAGAAGAAGCAAAUCUGUUAACAAAGCAAUGAGUGCAGAAUUUGUUGAUGGUCAAACAAUACCAACUUGGAAGUUAGUAGAUGGAAUCUGUAAAGAGAGCCUCGCAUUUGAAACUGCCCAAAGAGAAGGGGUACCUGAAACACUAGUCAAACGAGCUGAAGAAUUAUAUCUCUCUGUAUAUGCAAAUGAGAUGCCUUUGAAAUAUGACAAAUCUGAUUGUUUUGGCUCUACUGCUAUUGUGAAUAACUCUAAUGAAGCUCACUGCGACAUGAGUACUUCCUUAACCAACCUAAACUUGGCUACCCAAGUGGAAACUCUAAAAAGAGAAGUCUAUAAUGCUGUUACUGCCAUAUGCAAGAAGAAGUUGGCUGAGCUUCAUAAAAUGGCAGACUCGUCUCAAAUUCCAGAGAUUAAUUGCAUUUUUAUUGCUGCUAAGGAGCAGCCACCUCCAUCAACAAUAGGUGCUUCAAGUGUUUAUAUCAUGUUGCGCCCGGAUAAGAAAUUAUAUGUUGGAGAGACUGAUGAUCUCCAAGGUCGAGUCCAAGCACAUCGAUUAAAGGAUGGCAUGCAGAAUGCUGCAUUCCUUUCAUUCGUAGUCCAAGGAAAGAGUGUAGCUUGCCAGCUUGAGACCCUUCUGAUCAAUCAGCUUCCGAAACGAGGUUUCUUCCUCACUAAUAUUGCUGAUGGCAAACACCGAAACUUUGGUACAUGUGAUUCCAUCUUAGAACCAGUUACUGUGUGUAAAUGAAUGUGCAGUUAUCUCAUUCAAAAUUUUGGUUGGAUUCUAGGGAUCAAGGGGGUGUAUAUUGUAUUGGCCCUUAUGAAAUGUAUUUUGUAUGGAAGGAGUAGGACUGUAGGACUGUAGGAGAUGUAUAUUGUUCAUAAUUAACUGGCUAGUGGAAGCAACAAUUUUGUUCAUAAUGCCGAGUUGCCCUAGCAGUGCACUUCCUUACUUGAGUUGAA
Molecule: messenger RNA, 3943 nt
Organism: Chenopodium quinoa (quinoa)
Lineage: Eukaryota; Viridiplantae; Streptophyta; Magnoliopsida; Caryophyllales; Amaranthaceae
Product: DNA mismatch repair protein MSH1, mitochondrial-like
Exons: 23
Coding region: 294-3728 (1144 amino acids)
Biological process (GO): mismatch repair
Cellular component (GO): nucleus
Molecular function (GO): mismatched DNA binding; ATP-dependent DNA damage sensor activity; ATP binding
Source: RefSeq, a predicted model, not a curated record